AUGUCUUCGAUAGAUAAUAAACCUACAGAUAAUUUUAAUAGAAGUUUAAAAUCUCUAAUAUUUUCUUCGAGAACAUCAAAAUUCUUUCAACAUAGAUUAACUUCAUAUAAUAACAAUAAUCUUAAAAAUGUUAAAAUAAAUUUACCUUUAAAAGAAAAUGAGAAUAAUAAUAAUAAUAAUAAUGAUAAAAAGAUAUCAAUUAUAACAAAAGAUGAUGUAAUUUAUCCAAUUAUUAAUGAUAAAGAAAAAAUCAAAGAUAAUAUAGAUGAUAAAAAACAAAUUUUUAAUAAAAUUUCAACAAAGAAUUUACCAUUACAAGAAGAGAUAAAAACAACAAAAAGUUUACCAUCACAAGAAGAAGUAAAUAUUUUAUUUUUACAAGAAUUAUUACAAGAUUUUGAAAAAGUUUUAACAAUUACAGAAGAUUUUAAAGGAUUUGAUAAAUAUGCAACUGAUUGGAUGAAAAAUUAUAUUCAAGAGAAUAUGAAAAAGACAAAAACAGAAUAUAUAUUUGAAGUUUUAUUAAAUUUUUAUCAAGAAAAACAUCUUCAAUAUUUUUCAUCAAUUUUGGGAUUUUUUUAUCAAUAUGGAAUUGGAAAUAAAAUUGAUAAAAGGAAAGCUUUAGAAUUAUAUAAAUUAGCAACUUUACAAAAUAAUUCAGGAAAAUAUAUUUAUAAUCAUUUACAAAAUAUAAAUAAUUCUGUUGGAAAAUAUUUAUUAGCAUUAUAUUAUUAUAAAGAUAUUAUUGUAGAUAAACAAUCAUCAUUAAAAUGGAGUUAUAAAUCAGCAAAGAAAGAUAAUCCUGUAUCACAAUAUGAAGUAGGAUAUUGUUAUGAGAAUGGAAUAGGAACCAUACAAAGUGAUAAGAAAGCUUUUGAAUGGUAUAUGAAAUCUGCUAUUGGUGGGAAUUCAAAAGGACAAUGUUCAUUGGCUUGGUGUUAUCAACAAGGGAUUGGAAUUGACAAAGAUGAUAUAAAAUCUUAUGAAUGGUACUUAAAAUCCGCAGAAGGGGGGAAUAUGAAUGGUCAAUGUAAUGUAGCAUAUUAUUAUGAGAAUGGGAUUGGAACCGAAAAGGAUGAACAUAAAGCAUUUGAAUGGUAUGAGAAAAGUGCUUUAAAUGGAAGCACUUUUGGUCAAAAUAGUUUAGGAUAUUUUUAUGAAUUUGGUAUUGGAACUGUAAAAGAUCCCGUUAAAGCUAUUGAUUGGUACACAAAGUCCGCUAAAAGAGGUAAUAAUAUUGGACAAUUUAAUUUGGGAAGAUGUUAUCAUGAUGGUAUUGGUAUAGAAAAGGAUGUAAAGAAAGCCUACGAGUGGUUAUUAAAAUCUGCGAAAGCUGGAAAUCAACAGGGUCAACUUUAUCUUGAAAGAUUCUUUUAUAUUAAAAUGAAACCAUAA
Messenger RNA from Rhizophagus irregularis DAOM 181602=DAOM 197198, 1395 nucleotides. RefSeq lists its product as uncharacterized. Gene Ontology annotation, molecular function: protein binding. The record is from RefSeq and is a predicted model, not a curated record. Lineage: Eukaryota; Fungi; Glomeromycota; Glomeromycetes; Glomerales; Glomeraceae.